AUGGAGGAGAAAGCGAAGGGUGACAGCGGCAAGGAGCAAGACGUGACCUCCACAUCUUAUCAGCGGAGGAUGUGGAAGAAUUUCCAGGAAAGGACAAAACCGUUUUUGAGCCCUAAACUGGGAUCGGAAAGGCGCAGCGCGGACGGCAAGAAAGAGAGCGGCUUGUGGAUGUUCAAGCGGAAAAAAAAACCGGUUCUGGACCGAAUCUUUUCCUCUUCUCAGCCGAACCUGAGCAGCUCGAGUCCGGCGUCUCUGCAAGGCGACAAAGCGGAACCGAAAUGCAGUGAAGGAGCCGGAAAGCCACCGCUCAUUGCUAUGGAAGGAGCUGCUGCAAUGACACACAUUUACACACACGAGGUUUCGGUGUCGGCCCACAGCAGCCCGAGGCUCGGUGUGGCUCAUUUAACCGCGUCUCAGCCCAAAAGCUCGUCCUUGGGCUCAGCGUGCUUCGAAAAGCUCGUGCUCGACUCGGCGACCGCUUCCGGUCAGGACGAGCUGAGCAAAAACGGGAGUGAUUCGGGCAUCAACACCGUAGGGUCGAGUAAUGCAUAUCCGCCUGCACUCAUCAGACCCAGGAUGUACCAAUUGGACAUUGUGCUGAAGAAGGGCAUCAAUCUUGCCAUUAGAGACAGAGGAGGCACCAGUGACCCUUAUGUGAAGUUUAAGAUCGCAGGGAAGGAGGUUUUCCGCAGCAAGACCAUUUAUAAAAACCUGAACCCGGUAUGGGAUGAGAAAGUGACCCUGCUGGUGGAUAGUAUAAGAGAACCUCUCUAUGUUAAGGUCUUUGAUUAUGACUUUGGACUGCAGGAUGACUUCAUGGGCUCUGCAUAUCUUUACUUGGAGUCCCUGGAACAACAUAGGACCCUGGAUGUGACCCUUGACCUGAAGGACCCCCACUAUCCCGACCAUGAUCUGGGCUCUCUGGAACUGGCCGUCAAGCUCACUCCUAAGGAAGGGGACUUCAGGGAUGCUACCAUGCUUUUGAGAAGGAGCUGGAAAAGAUCCAGUAAGUGCCAGAGUCUGAGGUUAUCAGAUGUCCACAGGAAAGCCCAGCUGUGGAGAGGUAUUGUCAGCAUCAGUUUAAUCGAGGGUCGCAACCUCCAACCAAUGGAUGCUAACGGCUUGAGUGACCCGUACAUCAAAUUCAGGAUGGGCCACCAGAAGUACAAAAGCAAGACAAUACACAAAUCGCUGAACCCUCAGUGGAGAGAACAGUUUGAUUUUCAUUUGUAUGAAGAGGAAGGUGGCUUUAUAGACAUCACAGUGUGGGACAGAGACGCGGCCAAGAAAGACGACUUUAUGGGCAGGUGUCAGGUGGACCUCUCAGUCCUGUCUAAGGAGUGCACACACAAGCUGGACUUGCCCCUGGAGGAGGGUGAGGGCAUGCUGGUGCUGCUGGUCACUCUCACCGCUUCAGCCGCUGUCUCCAUCUCAGACCUUUCUGUCAACAUGCUUGAUGACCCGCACGAGAGGAGAGAGAUUCUACACAGAUAUAGUCUGCUGAGAUCCUUUAACAACAUUAAAGACGUUGGUGUAGUGCAGGUGAAAGUCAUCCGGGCAGAGGGACUGAUGGCAGCUGAUGUUACAGGCAAAAGUGACCCUUUCUGUGUUGUGGAGCUCAGCAAUGAUCGUUUACAGACACACACGGUGUACAAGAACCUGAAUCCUGAGUGGAAUAAAGUCUUCACAUUCAACGUGAAAGACAUCCACUCCGUGCUGGAGGUUACAGUCUAUGACGAAGAUCGGGACCGAAGUGCUGACUUCCUGGGCAAAGUUGCUAUUCCGCUGCUAAGUAUCCAAAAUGGUGAACGGAAAGCUUACGCCUUGAAAAGCAAGGAGCUGACAGGGCCAACAAAAGGGGUCAUCUUUCUCGAAAUAGACGUGAUUUAUAAUGCUGUUAAAGCAGGACUUAGGACACUGAUACCCAUCGAGCAGAAAUAUAUCGAAGAAGAGCCUCGAGUUUCCAAACAGCUGCUCCUGCAGAACUUUAACCGGGUGCGGCGCUGCAUCAUGUUCAUCAUUAACACUGGCUGCUACAUCAACAGCUGCUUCGAGUGGGAGUCUCCUCGGAGGAGUAUCUAUGCUUUCCUUCUCUACAUAGUGGUGGUGUGGAACUUUGAGCUCUACAUGAUCCCACUGGCUCUGCUGCUCCUGCUAGCUUGGAAUUAUGUCCUCAUCGCUUCGGGAAAGGACAACAGACAGGGAGACGUGCAAGCAGUGGAGGAUUUGCUGGAGGGUGAGGAUGAGGACUUUGACAGAGAUGACAAGGUGCCGGGCUCUGCCCCCUCCCAUGAUGGCCGUCUGCCCGGAAGCCAUAUCCUUGAGGAUAUUUUGGCUUCCUGGCAUUUUGAAUGGAUUCGCGUGAUGGUGGACUCAGAGAGAAAAGGAUUCAUGUACAAGCUGUAUGCCAUUCCGGAUGUUUGCAUCAGUGUGCAAAGUGCUCUGGAUGAAGUGGCCUCCUACGGAGAGAGGAUAAAAAAUACAUUCAAGUGGACUGUGCCUUUUCUCAGCUGGCUGGCCAUAGUGGCACUGUGUGUGGCCACGCUUAUAGUUUACUUCAUUCCUCUCAGAUACAUCGUCCUGGCCUGGGGGGUGAAUAAAUUCACGAAGAAGCUGAGAGCCCCGUACAACAUUGACAACAACGAGCUGCUGGACUUCCUCUCCAGAGUGCCCUCCGAUGUGCAAGUGGUGCAGUACCGAGAGCUGAAACUGGAUCCAAGUCACAGCCCAAAUAAGAGAAAGAAAAAUAACCCAGGAUAGCUCUCUUCCUUCUCCCAUGGACUCAGAUUUAGCAUGCCAAGGACCGGCACUGAUUUGGACCGGCUAGGUGUUCCUCCUUCCUUUCUUUCCUUCUCUCUCUCUCUCUCUCUCUCGCUCUCUCUCUCCCUCUCUCUCUCUCUCUCUCUCUCUCUCUCUCUCGCUCUCAUCCUCUGUUUCUCGACAGAGGAGAAAAUAGAGGAGCACUUUUAAUUAUUACCAUGAGGGUUUCCGCCAUACUUGUUUACUUUUAGUGCAGAGGAGAGUGUGAAAAACUCUUGACCCCUUUUAGAGUCGUACGGCAGGAGCAAUUUGUCACUGGCUGGCAUCAGGCAGAUGGCUCUAAAAGCCAAGGUGUCCUUCCAGCACAGCAGAGGGAGACCAGAGACAGGGAAUGGCUUUAGACACAAAUAGCAGGAUCAGCUGAUAAUGCCGCCAGCCUCAGUGGCACAUCACGUCUCUAUCUUGGAGGGGAAAUAUGAUGGUUAGGUUGUAGUUUGCACCCUGUAAUUUCCACAAUGUGGUGAGGCUGUGCGCUGUAACCCGACGUCCUCCACAGCAGUUAUUAGAGUUGUCAGCUAAGCCUCUUUACAGUUCGAUUUAUAGCUGUAACUAAAGUGUUUGGGGGAAAAUAACAACUGCCUGGCCCGAGAGUCAGUAUUUAUUCAUCUGGGAUAUUUGUUUUAGGUAAUCAGGUUAUUUUAAGGGGAUGAAUGAUGUAUGCUCGUUUUUUUGCGGUAAAAAAGACUGACAUGUUUACAGGGGCAUAUUAGUUUUGGUGACAAAAUCCAUUUUGGUUACUGAAUACUAGCCCACACUAAAUCUUUUCCCAGCCUCCCUCCCUCUCUCCCUCCCUCUCUCUCGUACCAUUCUGCAGUGUUCCUGGGUUGCCAUGAGGUGCCACAGUGCAAAUAUGGAAGUCACUGUGGGUGGGCAAAAUGAAGGAUGUUUUAGCGGGUUUCGCGGCGUGCUAAUCAAACUACAAAGGCAUCAUUUUUCCACUGUUUACUGUAGAAUCGAAACCAAUGACAGGCAGCCAGACUUUGAGGGCAGCUUUGUGGGUGUCUUCAUUGUAGAGAAUAGCUUUCUUGAAAAUGUCAACAGUGUGUGACAAGCUGCUUCAGGGACUUGGCAGGGGUGCAGUGCAGGGCAGGAGUUUACCAACGUUGCUGUGGAGGGAAAAGGACCAAGAGGGCGUAGCAUGUUCUUUUUUUCAGAACCCUUUCUGAAUUUGGCACACCAUGCUUUUUCCUCUCCUUCAUCCGUACGGUUGAGCGAGAGGUCACGGCUCGGCCUGUAGGGAACCUCCUGAGGGAUCUCUGCUGAGCAAGUGUUGAAAGAUCACAGCACCAUCAGACGAGGCUUCUAUUCAAGUUCGGGCCUUCUAUGAAGAAUUAAAAAAAAAAAACUCCCUCAUGGCUGCUUUUCUAAAAGCACAUCUGUCAUAUGGAAAGUCCAUUGAUUUGUUUGAAAGCAUUUCCUUACAAAGACAACACACUCCCCAUUGAACAAGACACCAAUGGUACCGAAGUGAUCUAGAUUAAAAAAAGGAUCUCUUGAAGAAAUGUUUGGGAUCUGGUGAAGGGAACGAUUACUCUAAGCCUGAGUGUGUAUGUGCUGUUCAACUUUCUUUUAAUUCUUUAGUAGACGUAUCGUAUGGCUUGCGCAUCUCCUAUUCAAAAACUGGUUUCAGUCUUGUCUUCAGAAUCCUACAUUUGCAAGCAAACCAAAGUGGACCUUUUCAACAUCAUCAAUGUAGAAUAUAACAUUUUCAUAAAAGGCAAAAAAGUAAAAAAAAAUGUUACAGCACUUUUUAUUUGCACUGAUUUUUAAAUCUGUUUUGUUUCAAAUUGAUGUAAAUGUAUAUUAUAAUAUGCUUGUAAAUGUAUAAAAGAUAUUUAUGAUGUAAAGCUUUGUGUGUGUUACUUCCCUUAGAGAUGUUUAAUGAUAUAAAGCUCUCAGUGGUUGGGUGAGGUGGGAAUUACUGCUGGUAAAGGUGGAAUGUGAGAGCGCCACUAAAAUAUUUCAGUAAAUUCCUCAGAUGAAUGUCUGUUCAUUUUAAGAAAGAGAUAUGAAGAUUAUUAAAUAUUUUUAUCAUCUA
Tachysurus fulvidraco (yellow catfish) is the source of this 4858-nucleotide messenger RNA. It is a transcript of the gene mctp1a, whose product is annotated as multiple C2 domains, transmembrane 1a. Gene Ontology annotation, molecular function: calcium ion binding. Gene Ontology annotation, cellular component: synaptic vesicle membrane. Gene Ontology annotation, biological process: regulation of neurotransmitter secretion. The transcript has 22 exons. Bases 1 to 2760 code for a protein of 919 amino acids. NCBI's taxonomy places the organism in Eukaryota, Metazoa, Chordata, Actinopteri, Siluriformes, Bagridae. The record is from RefSeq and is a predicted model, not a curated record.